GUUUCUUUUUUAACACCUUCUUUGUACAAUAGAUAUUGAGAUUUACAUCUUCUGCUCUUUCCGACAAAAGCCCAUCUCUUCUGUCUUAUUUUCUUCUGAAGGUUCUGUUUUUUUUUUCAUCAAGAAAAUGAUACUAGUAAGUUUUCGUUAGCAUUUCUUUUUCCUUUUUCUUUUAUUUCGUUCUUUGGACAGUUUACCUCCACGUAUUCGUCUCUGGUAAUAAUCUCCAUCACAAAAUCUCUCUUCUUAUUAUGGUUUUAUUUUUUGUUUUUGUUUUUGUUGAUAUCUGAUGAUAAAGCUGCUCAUCGAUUGCAUCGAUUUGUAUUUCUUUUACACAUCAAAUAUGGAUUUGUACUUGUUUCUGGGUUUUUAUUUAUCUGGUGUAACUGUGAUUUGAUCAAAGCCUCUGGAGAAGAUCUCUGUAGGUAUAAUGUCUGAAGAGGUUAUGGUUUUGGGUAAGAGUAACAAAGGAAUCAGCAAGACUUCCUCGGUCCAUCCAUAUGAAUCAGCUUGGUUAGGUCGUUGGACUCAGUCAGGUAGUGAAGUGAAGUUUCAUGAUGGUGAAGCCAAGUGCUCUAAGGAGUUGAUUAGGCCUGAAGAUAAUAAUAAUAAUGUAAAAGAGAAUCAUGGAGUCGAGGUCUUGCCGUUUCCUAUGUUCAAGGUUUCUCAAAAGAGAGAGACUACUACUAAGCCGUCUUUCCAUGGUGAUGUGGGUUCAAGCUCGAAAGCUAUGGUUAAUAGAAUGCCAUGGAUGUAUCCGCAAGGAGAGAAUUUCAGUUCGAGUAACCGUCUUGAUUUCCCAGUUCAAGAAAAGACUACUCAAAACUUGCUAGAGUUGAUAAGACCGGUGAGGAUUUACGCAACGGUUGAUUCAGUUAACUUGCCAGAAGAAGAUGGUCAUCAGCUGUUGAAGGGGUCGACGGUUUCCAUGAAACUGAAAGGGAAGAUUUUUGGUGGGUAUCUUGAUCUAUUUCCUAAUCAAGAUCAUUGCCAUAAUAAAGGAGGAGCAAGGUUGCAGUCUCUAGAAAGCUCAAAGGAUACCGAAGAAGAUGGGCCGAGAAAAAAUGAAUCAUCGGCAGAAACUGAUACCUUGGAAAUGGAUAGACUUCAGAGGAUACAUCUUUCCGGCUCCAUUUCUUCGUCAUCAACUAAGGGCAAAGGAAUAAAAGGUGAUUCAGCCAUUCCCAGGACCGAAAUACCCGACAUGAAUGAAGAACCACCUUUGGUUCCAGAUAGAGAGAAUUCAGUAGAUGGACAUCAGGGAGAAACAAGCAACUCGGCUACUCAAAGUAUGAAUGUGGAACACUUUCUGUCCAGAGACUGCAAACGUGUGAGGUUGGAACCAGAAGUAGAAGCCAGCAGUAGAUGGGUCAAGCGUCUGAAAACAAGCGCCUCGACCUCCAGCAGACAUGAUGAAACCAAGAGUCUGAAGAUUAAAGAAGCAUCACUGGGACAAAAAGGGAACAAUAACCUAUUCCUUGAAAUCUUGAAGUCCGGAAUCAACAAUCUCCAACCAAGAAAUCAAGAACCCGUCGUUUCACAAAGCAAUGAUCUGAAACAGGGAGGAGAUGACAUUACACUUCUGCAUCCAUGGAUCCAGAGAUGGUGCAAGAAGAAAUCUACAACAACAGAUCAACCAGGAGGGCAAGAAGUUAGCUUUGAGCCAGAAAGCCAAAAGGAGUUCGAGAAGAAACAGUAUCCGAGUAUUGCAGCCAUGGCAUUGAUGGGGAAGGCUCUGAGCGGUUUAAACCCAUAUGGUCUGAGAAAAACCAACUCUCUGAUGGUCUGGAAUGCAAGGGAUUUGAGGUAGGAAAACAAAACCAUCAUCCUCAUCUUCCCUUGUUUAUCAUUACAACGUAAAGUCAAGAACUAAAUAGCACGCUUGCUACAACCAAAUUCGUGUAAGAUUUUGACAAGUUCUACGUUAUGUGUCAGUCUGACUAUUCUUAUAAUAGUUUCACUAUAUGUAUGAAUACCUUGUUUGCAUCAUAAAUAUUCCCUGUUAAUCGUAACCGCAUCAGUAUUUUGA
Molecule: messenger RNA, 2029 nt
Organism: Arabidopsis lyrata subsp. lyrata
Lineage: Eukaryota; Viridiplantae; Streptophyta; Magnoliopsida; Brassicales; Brassicaceae
Product: F-box protein At2g16365
Exons: 4
Coding region: 431-1810 (459 amino acids)
Biological process (GO): regulation of photomorphogenesis
Source: RefSeq, a predicted model, not a curated record